AAAUUUUGACUUUAAUAUAUAUAAUUGUUAAAAAUAUAUUGAGAGAUCAUAAUUAAUUAAAAAUAUGAAACCAAUAAUACGAAUUAUUAUAAAAUUAAGUACUGCAACAACUAUAGGUUUUAGUGGUUGGUAUCUGGGAAAGUAUUCGGAACAAAAACGACAUUUGAAUACAGAAAUAAGAGACAGUGGAAAUAUUUUUUCGAAUGUAAACAUCAAAGAAAUGCCUGGUUUGCCUUUAUUUGGAACUGUUUCGGCAGCAGUUCCUACAGAAUUUAAUACAGAAAUGGGUUCAAAAUUAUCAUCAACAGCUACUAGAAUAUCUGAAAUUAUGAAAUACGGUUUUCCUGGAUUAGAUCAUGUUAGGUCUUAUGAAGAUUUUGUCCUUUCUUAUGACAGAAGAAAUAGAGUAGCACAUUGGGUUUUUGAACAUUUAAAUAAAGAAAAAUUACAAGCUAAUCAGGAAAUAUCACGUAGUAAGUGUGAAUUCAAAUCAGAUCCAAGUAUACAUCCUUUUUUUAGAGCAGAAAAUAAUGAUUACAAAGGCAGUGGAUAUGAUCGUGGACAUUUAGCAGCAGCUGGAAAUCAUAAAUGUGCUCAAAAACACAUAAAUGAAACAUUUUUUCUCUCAAAUAUUUCACCACAAGUAGGUGUAGGUUUUAAUAGGGAUUCUUGGAAUAGAUUAGAAAAAUAUGUUAGACAUUUAACUAAAAUUUAUAAGGAUGUAUAUGUAUGCACAGGUCCUUUGUAUUUGCCAAAAAUAGAGGCUAAUGGAAAAAAAUAUGUUCGAUAUGAAGUUAUUGGUACAAAUCAUGUAGCAGUACCUACUCAUUUCUAUAAAAUAGUUGUUGGUGAAACACACGAUUCAAAAUUAGAAAUGGAAGCAUUUGUAAUGCCAAAUACUCCUAUAGAUGAUAAUACACCUUUAACAAAUUUUCAAGUGCCACCAGAAAGUAUAGAACGUGCUGCUGGGCUUUUAUUUUUUGAUAAAAUCUCACGUGAUAAAUUAAAUAAAAUAAAUGGGAAAAAAGUAUGAAAAUUAGAACAUAAAACAAUUAAACAAAAUUAAAGUAAAUAAGAUAUUUAAUUUUAAUAGAAU
Apis mellifera (honey bee) is the source of this 1096-nucleotide messenger RNA. It is a transcript of the gene EndoG, whose product is annotated as endonuclease G, mitochondrial. Gene Ontology annotation, biological process: apoptotic DNA fragmentation. Lineage: Eukaryota; Metazoa; Arthropoda; Insecta; Hymenoptera; Apidae. Gene Ontology annotation, cellular component: mitochondrial inner membrane; nucleus. The coding region runs from base 65 to 1033 and encodes 322 amino acids. Gene Ontology annotation, molecular function: RNA endonuclease activity; metal ion binding; nucleic acid binding. The transcript has 5 exons. The record is from RefSeq and is a predicted model, not a curated record.